AUGGCUGUUUUAUUGUCCCGCGCGGCCGUGUCUGCACAAGGUGCCGAGGUGCCGGGCGACUUUGCUAUUGUUCUCUACGACUACUCCGUCGUCCUCGGCCCCCUUGGCUGGGGCGAAUCGACCCCGGAGAACAUGGGCGGCAAGAGGUUUCCGGAUUUCCCGCCCGAGGGAUUCAAAGGCAGGACCCUCCGCCGGGGGGACCCGGGGUACGCGGAGGCGCGGAAGAUCCCCAACGCCCGGUACGGCAGCGAGCCGGCCCUGAUAGCGCAGUGUCUCGACGCCGACGACAUCGUAGCGGCCGUCAAGUACUGCGACGCGCACGACGAGCCGAUUGCCAUCCGUAGCGGCGGGCACGCCAUUGACGGGCAUGCCAUGCCCCAAGACGCCUUUGUCAUUGACACGACGCCCAUGAAGAACAUCGCCGUCGACCCCGAGACGGGCGUCACCACCGUCGACGCCGGCGUCCUCCUGGGGGAAAUGGACGCCGCCACCCAGGAGCACGGGUACGUCGUGCCGGCGGGCACCGUGUCGGACACGGGGGCCGCGGGGCUCACGCUCGGCGGCGGCAUGGGCUACCUGACGCGGCGGUUCGGCAUGACGGUCGACAGCCUGCUCUCGGUGGACGUGGUGACGGUCCGGGGCGAGCGGCUGGUCGCGUCGAGGGACCGGAACCCCGAGCUGUUCUGGGGCCUCUGCGGCGCCGGGCACAACCUCGCCGUCGCCACCGCCGGCCCCAGCGUCGCCAUCGCCCUCCCGUGCCUCGGCGGCGCCAACCUCGACUUCCCCGAGGACUCGACGGCCUACUCGCGCCGCGGGGCCAACUGGAUGUGGGAGGUGCUGGGCCUGUGGGACACGCCGGACAAGGACGCCGAGUUUGUGCGCUGGGUCGACGGCGUCAUGGCCGCCAUGAAACCCCUCUCCCUGCGCAACGGCUACGUGAACCUCUCUUGCGACCAGGGGCCCGAGUGGCUGCGGAAUCUGUACGGCUCCCGGGAGAAGUGGGCGCGCAUCUGUGCGCUCAAGAAGGCGUUUGAUCCGCACAACCGGCUGCGGUACAACAAGAACGUCGCGAGGGCGGCGCUGCUGCAAGCUCCGGCCAGCUCGUCCUGGGUGCCAUCUCUUGAUAAUAAGCCCCGUGGGCCUCGGUAA
Messenger RNA from Metarhizium robertsii ARSEF 23, 1149 nucleotides. RefSeq names its product FAD linked oxidase domain protein. Gene Ontology annotation, molecular function: FAD binding; oxidoreductase activity. The record is from RefSeq and is a predicted model, not a curated record. Bases 1 to 1149 code for a protein of 382 amino acids. The transcript is spliced from 4 exons. Lineage: Eukaryota; Fungi; Ascomycota; Sordariomycetes; Hypocreales; Clavicipitaceae.